GGCCCGGGCGCUGCUUCCCCACGCUCCGCUCUCGGCCGCGCCGGUGUCGCGGGGGGCCAUAGCAGCGGCAGCGGUUCCGUCCGUCUGUCUCUCUUCCUCCCUCCUUCCGCGGCGGCGCGAUGUGCCCCGCGGCGGCUGCGGCGCGGGGGCUGGCGCUGGCCGCGCUGCUGGUGCUGUGCCCGGCGGCGGCGCGGAGGCCCAACGUGGUGCUCAUCCUCACCGACGACCAGGACGUCUGCCUGGGCGGCAUGACCCCUCUAAAGAAGACUAAUGCUCUCAUUGCUCAGAUGGGAAUAACCUUCUUAAAUGCAUAUGUUCCCAGUGCACUUUGCUGUCCCAGUCGAGCUAGUAUUUUAACAGGAAAAUACCCACAUAAUCAUCAUGUUGUCAAUAACACUCUGGAAGGAAACUGUAGCAGCAAAUCAUGGCAGAAGAUCCAAGAACCAUAUACCUUUCCUGCACUACUCAAAACUGUGUGUGGCUAUCAAACAUUCUUUGCUGGAAAGUAUUUGAAUGAGUAUGGAGCGGAAGAUGCGGGAGGAGUAGGGCAUGUACCUCCUGGAUGGAGUUUUUGGUAUGCUUUGGAAAAAAAUUCGAAGUAUUACAACUAUACUCUUUCAGUGAAUGGCAAAGCACGAAGGCAUGGUGAAAACUACAGUGUAGAUUACCUUACAGAUGUACUGGCUAACAUGUCUUUGGACUUCUUGGAAUAUAAAUCGAAUUUUGAACCCUUCUUUAUGAUGAUCUCCACUCCAGCACCACACUCACCUUGGACAGCUGCUCCACAGUAUAAAAACAGUUUUCAGAAUGUCAGUGCACCAAGAAACAGCAAUUUUAACAUUCAUGGAAAGAACAAGCACUGGUUAAUUCGACAAGCAAAAACUCCAAUGACUAACUCCUCAAUACAGUUUCUUGAUGAUGCUUAUAGAAAGAGGUGGCAAACUCUGCUGUCAGUAGAUGAUCUGAUAGAAAAGCUGGUGAAGAAACUGGAAUUCCAUGGAGAGUUAGAUAACACUUACAUCUUUUACACAUCAGACAAUGGUUUUCAUACUGGCCAGUUCUCAUUGCCAAUAGACAAACGGCAGUUGUAUGAGUUUGAUAUCAAAGUCCCCUUGCUAGUCCGAGGACCAGGAAUAAAACCAAAUCAGACAAACAAGAUGCUUGUUGCAAACAUUGAUUUGGGUCCCACUAUUCUGGAUAUCGCAGGGUAUGACCUGAACAAGACUCAAAUGGAUGGGAUGUCACUACUGCCACUGUUGAGAGGAGAUAAAAACGUGACGUGGAGAUCAGACUUCUUGGUGGAAUACCAAGGAGAAGGAUAUAACGGCAGCGAUCCUACCUGCCCUGGCCUAGGACCUGGUGUUACACACUGUUUCCCAGACUGUGUCUGUGAAGAUUCCUAUAACAAUACAUAUGCUUGUGUAAGGACACUGUCAACCUCCUGGGAUCUGCAGUACUGUGAAUUUGAUGACCGAGAGGUGUUUGUGGAAGUAUAUAACUUGACUGCAGAUCCGCACCAGAUCAAUAAUAUUGCUAAAACAAUAGAUCAAGAAAUUCUAGAAAAGAUGAACUAUCGAUUAAUGAUGCUGCAGUCCUGUUCAGGAGCAACCUGCCGUACACCAGGUGUCUUUGAUCCUGGGUACAGGUUUGACCCACGCCUCAUGUUCAGCAAUCAUGGUGUUCGGGCUCGCAGGUUUUCUGCGCAGUCCUUAUAAAGAAUUCAAGAGCUUUUUGCGAUCAGCUACCACUGACCAGUUUCUCCAGUGACUGCAGCAGGUCUGUCUCUUCACUUUCAUUGAUCACAGCUGGAAGACUAUUAAUGGGCUGCUCGAACCCAGUUUGGAAGAAAGAACCCUUGUCUUUAGCUGAUUGCUAUGUGCAAUAUGUAUAACUACAGCUGAAUUCUGUACAAUUCUAAAUUGUCAGACAUAGCUGAUCUGUCUUGCUCAGAUAUUUGAUUACCACCUUUGUCUUUCAAGUAUCACAGGUAAAGAGGUGACCUAUGGCCUCAAUCUGAACACCGUUUUUUUCUUAAAUCAAUAAAUACAUGUUUGAAUUUGGUUGGGUAGGCAGGUGCCAUUGCACAGAGAUGCUCACCCAUAUUCACCUUCUGUCAUACAGACUUUCUUAAAUGCUAGGUUUAAUUAUGGGUUUCUCGUACUGCACUCAAAGCUGUUAAUAACAAUAGCAAACUAGCCCAAAAUAGCAUAGGAAGGUACUAGUCAAAACUGUAGUCUAGACACAACAAGUGUCUUGUGCAGAAUUAAAAUUAGUAUGCUAAAUACCUUCUUUCAACAAGACCACUUCAAAUGAUGAUGCACUGUAUAGAUCUGCUUUGGUAGUUUGUAAACAAGAAUGUAAUUUCAACCUCAUUCUAGUCUGGAAUGCUAGAAUAGGCUAACAUGUACUACUGAAAAUUUCAAAAUCAAGGUUUUAAGCUUCUUAGUGAGUUAUCAAAACAGUGUUGAGACUAACAAGUAUUUAAGUAAGUGUGCCUGUUUUGAGCUGAUCUAACUAUGUUUGAAUACAUGAACAGGAAUACUAAAAAUCAAAAACUAGGCACCACAAUAGUGUUGAUCUUUCUCUAAUCUCCAAAUGUCUCUGAAUGUACUGAAACAUAACAUCUUAUUCCACUUGUAAUAUCUUAAGCUGAUUAGAUGCUUGAAGGUAAAUGAUUUCAAAAUCAAACUAGCUAAAAAUUUAUGCUGGGCAAGAGCAAGAAGGCUAUUUUAGGCAGUUUAAGUGCUUAACAGAUUUGUUUUUUGGUUGACAUAAAUACUCAGAACCUGCAGUAAGUGGCCUUCACACCAAAGGACUGCAAGCCAGACUUCUAACUGUAGUACGUGAUCACUUGUUUUCCCUUUGGAAGGGUGAUGUCAUCUUUUCAAUCUUCUGGUUUGUGUCAUCUGAAAUGCAGCCCAUCAGAUGAAAUCUACCAAAUAAACAUGAAGUAGGCAAAAAAAUAUGACUCUUCCCAAAUCUAUGAAGGUACAUACUCCAGUGCAUACAUCCACAAACUGGAUAAAAGCAAUACUAUGUUAAGAUCAAUUAAGUUUUCCUUACUUCUGAAGGAUAGAUGCUAACCUUAUGUAGCUCAGAGUUGUAAAAUUUCUGUCACGAUGGCAUACAGUUUAGACUUUUUUAUAGUGUUGUUAAGUCUAGCUCGCUGUUUCAUUCUCUAGAGUGACCAAACAUUUAGAGGGGGAAAAAAUAACAGCUUGAAAGGGAACUCAGCUAUAAUAUCUAUACAAGUGCUGGAGGGUUUGGUUACUACGCUUUCAGAUAUUCAAGAUUUAUUUCCUCCCCCUACACUACAAUUGUAGCUUCAUCCUCUUCUGUUUGUUGAGCUUUUGUAUUGCUGAUCACUAUCCUUCAGACUCUGGCUUCUCUUUAAAAACAAAACCAAAGUUAUGGGGUUUUUUAAUGCUUUCAAAUUGCACACUGACUUAAGCCUAAAGUUCAUUUAAGUACUGUUUUGCUCAGAUAUUUUAGCAACUUUAAACAAAGAACAAGUUUAACUCUUUGGUAGCUGUGUAGAGGCUAGAGUGAAAUAAAUUGAUAGUUGCAAAUUUUAUCAAGUCUAAGAAAUGACAUGACAAGCUUUUACUUGAGUUAAGAAGCAUCAUGACACACAAUUUGCACUGAAACUUAAGAGGAAAAAUCUGUCACAGUUACAAAUCUGUAACUCAAUUUAACAGGAUCUCUUCUUAAAAUGAUCUAAGCCAUAGCAAGCAACAUUUUUAAUGACUUAGGUACUAUCUAAUUCUUAAUUGACAUGAAAGUUAAUUAAUAGAAUCAAUGUAGAAUGAUCAGAAGCAGGAUCACAAAAAGCUGUAAAGUAUUUUGUCUGUAAUGAGACUCAGUAUCCUCCUUUCUAACACACUCACUGUCAGAGAAUCACACUAUACCUGCAAUCUGUCACAGGCAAUAAGUGUCUUAAUAAACUCAAUUUUGGAAUAAAAUUUGUCAGUACUUACUUACCAAAAGCGAUAGCUGUUCAGGAAAACAUGUUUCACUUGCACCUUUUGAUACUAACAGCUGCCUGGCUUCCACUGCUUUUAGAGUUUGUGGCAACGCAUCUUGUGUCUUUUUUCAAGAAGCAGUUAAUUCUAUGGGUAUUCUUACAGCCCUGAAUAGACACUAUUAAUUCUUAUCCUUGAUCAUUAAAAUAAUAUUAUUAAAAUAAUAUUAUGAAGGAACUUUAACUUGCAGCCAGGUCUAAUACCCAAACAAGUCAUUUUAAAAUAAGUGAUCUUUCUAGAUUUCCAUUUGAUACAUGAUUUGGCAAUGGCUGUAGCUACCUUGUUACUGAUGGCAUUUGUAUUUAAAUGAAGGGACCUUACAGGUGCAGAGGUAGGAUGCUAGUGAAAUGUGUUGGGUUUUUUUUUCCCCACACCUGGUUCUAAUCUAGUAAAGUAGAUACUGUAUGGUGAUAAAUACAGCUAACAGAUCCCUUAUUACAUUAACCUAAAAAGAAAACUUACUCAGUAUCACUACUUCAGCAUAAGUGAAUAUAGCUAACUACAGGCUUACUCAGUAUUGGCCCAAAGAACUGGCAUUCUUCUAUUUAUUUGGGGAAUAAACCUGUAAAACUCACAUGCAUGCACACAAAGCAGGUGUAAGCAUUUGUUCAAAUUAUCAAGUUUAAGACUGAUCUACUACACAAGUUAAAUACAAUUUGAUUAUAACUAAACAAUUGACAUUUUUUGACUCAAUUAAAGUGUAUUUAUUUGUAUUAUUCUUCUCCGUAUGCAAGCAUAUUUUAUUUCUGCUCUGUUUUGGAUAUCUGUUUAGAAAGUGCCCUUCCAGAGGACCCUGUUCACUGCUGCACUUUUGGGGAAAGACAAAAUAAACUGCCUAUCAAACUUCUGA
Molecule: messenger RNA, 4872 nt
Organism: Rhea pennata
Lineage: Eukaryota; Metazoa; Chordata; Aves; Rheiformes; Rheidae
Gene: GNS
Product: glucosamine (N-acetyl)-6-sulfatase
Exons: 14
Coding region: 120-1715 (531 amino acids)
Biological process (GO): glycosaminoglycan metabolic process
Molecular function (GO): N-acetylglucosamine-6-sulfatase activity; glycosaminoglycan binding
Source: RefSeq, a predicted model, not a curated record